Molecule: messenger RNA, 2330 nt
Organism: Diospyros lotus (date-plum)
Lineage: Eukaryota; Viridiplantae; Streptophyta; Magnoliopsida; Ericales; Ebenaceae
Product: squamosa promoter-binding-like protein 13A
Exons: 3
Coding region: 996-2168 (390 amino acids)
Cellular component (GO): nucleus
Molecular function (GO): DNA binding
Source: RefSeq, a predicted model, not a curated record
ACACCCUGUCCCUUUCUUUGCCACUCCUUCCUUCUCUUCUCUCUCUUCCCCAUCAUUUCUUGUUUUUUUUUUUUUGCCCUUUAUGGUUUAUUUAUGCGUUCUUGCUUCCUCCCCCAUCUCCAGCAUUCAGCAAUUCCAAAGCUCCAAACAAAACCCUAAGCCUGCCAAAUCCAACGCUAUUUGAUUGCAGUGACUUUCAAGUCUUUAAUGGGUGACCCAUUUGAAUACUGAGCGUUUUCGCUCAGAGAGAGAGAGAGAGAGAGUGUGUGUUUGCUGCUUACCCACUCCUGAUUUCAUUGCCCUUUCCCCUUCUUUUCUGUGCUGUUUCCUAACCUCUAUUGUUUUGUUGAGUUUGACCUCAAGUCAAAGAAUGAGUGUCCCGGUAAGUUCAAAUCACUUUCUCUUCUGCUUCAUUUGGUUGUGUGAGUUCCAGUUUUCCCACUUUGCUUUUUAACUUUUUCUGUUUGUUUCACUCGCCUCUCUUCCUCUUCUCAACUCUGCCCCGUCUCUUUCCUCUUCAUUUUUUUUUUCUUGCAACUCCAAUAAAUCUCUGGGCUUGCGUUUCUAUCGAGAGAGAGAGGGGAGGGAGGUGGGGGGCGGGACUUUCUCGUUUUAGGUUUUCUGAGUAAUUUGAAUAUGGAGUAGUUGCCUUCCAACUCAGAGUGAGAUUGGUUCAACUGCUCUUCCAAAGUUUGUGUUUGGCGUACUUAUCCUUGCCCUUCAGUUGGUCUUAUUUUAGGUAAGUUUUCUCCUAUCAAAAUUCGACAACUUCCAAUUCUGAGAACUGGGUCACUCAAAGUUUUUCUUCGACAGAAAUACCUACUAUUCUGGACUUUAAUUUGCUUAUUCCUUUCUCUUUCUGUUUUCUGGUGUUUUUUGCCGAAUUUUAUAUGGGUUGUGAGAUCUUUGCCGAAUUUAUAGAUUGAAUUGAAGUGAGCAGAGUCUGUAAAGAGAGUGGAUUUGGGGAGUGAAACUGCAAGUGUUCCCAGUUAGCUAUGGACUGGGGAAGGAAGUCAUCAAGUUGGGAAUUUACUGAAUUGGGCUCAGAAGAUGAGACCCAUCUCGCUUCACUUGUUGGGUCCAGUGGCUUAGGAUUGCACAAGAAUGGAGGAGGUUUUUCGGUUGAUUUGAAGCUUGGCGGAUUAGGAAAUAUGGGAGAUGGGUCAAUGGACAAAUUGAAAGGACCUAGAGGUUCUAAAAUUUCAUCAUCUCCAUCGGCGUCCUUAAAAAGAACGAGAUCGAUUGGUGGAAUGCAAAAUGUUUCGUGCUUAGUGGACGGGUGUACGGCUGACCUUAGUAAUUGCAGGGAGUAUCACAGGCGCCAUAGAGUGUGUGAGCGCCACUCUAAGACCCCGGUUGUGUAUGUUGGUGGCAAAGAGCAGCGGUUCUGCCAGCAAUGUAGCAGAUUCCAAUCUCUUGGGGAGUUUGAUGAAGAGAAACGAAGCUGCAGGAAACGACUUGAUGGUCACAACCGUCGUCGGAGGAAACCUCAGCCAGAAGCAUUCUACGUGAGUUCCGGGAGCUUUUGGUCUGGUCCCCAAGGUGCGAGGCUCUUGCAGUUUGGCUGCCCAAAAGCAUAUGCAACAUCCACGGCAGGUGCUGCCACCGCAUGGCCUGGCAUUGCUAAGCCCCAUCAGCAUUUCCAUGUCCCUGAUCAACAAAAUGCUGUUCCAAGUUCUCAACCCUGCAUUUACAAUGUUGAAAAACGAUUCCCGUUCUUGCUAGCACACGAGCCAGAACGAAGCAAUCAAGUAGUCCCCGAAAUUUCGAGCUGCCAGGGACUCGCCAGUAACAGUGCAUCCCACGAAAGCGCAAGGGGACACCUGAGAACAUUGUCGGGUGGAAUAACAGUGUCUUUCAACUCCAAUUGUGCUCACUCUCUUCUGUCAUCACAUCCAACAGAGACUCCGGGAACUUAUUUCAGCAACUCGUUGCACCGGGACACGAUCCAUUCCAACUUGCCAGCAAGUAGGAGGUUGCAUUUCGAUGGUCUGGCUCAAUAUUCGCAGCGGGUGGAGGAGGAGGAGGAGGAGGAGGAGGAGAAGCCACCAGUGCUGGUUCCUCAACCCAGCAACACGAACAUUGUUCGCGACCAGAUACUUCACGUGUCGCCUGAUGAUUUGCUGGAAAAAGGGGCCUCGCAAGUGCUUCCGUUUUCCUGGAAGUAGGUAGUCCACUAAGUUCAUUCCUUAUCCGCUCGAUUGACUUUCUUCUGUAUGAAUGUUUGUUUGUCAGUAUUCAUGUUCAUGCUGAUGGCCUUUCUGAUUGAUCCAAACGUUGUAAAAGAUUUUCUUCUGUUCCAAGUGUUUGCAUUGCUGGUCUUCUUCUCA